AUGGAGUCCAGUUCUUCAUCCAUAAGUGAAAUAACAACCAAUCAACCAUCAGUAAAUUGCAGCAUAGCUCCAUUGAUGACAUCUGAGUCUAAUAGACCAUUUUUCAUUGCAAUCUGCACAGAGAUAAUUUGCGAAUUAGAUCCGCUUAUUAUUGCUGAACUUUAUGAUGAACUUCAAGAACAUUGGACCUUGAUAGAUGGUUAUGGAAAUAAUCAUGAAGUUGAAUUUAACAAAUCUAUACUAAUGCCAAUGCUUAGGGAAGGAUGGCACCAAUUCAGAAAUGUUUAUAAUAUUAUAUCAAACCUACUUAUGUCUUACACAUAUUUAGGAAAUAGUACAUUCCAAAUUCAAAUUUUCACCGGAUCUACACCAACAAAUGAAUAUCCACGCUAUCAUCGAUUGACUACUUCAAGACUUAAAGAUGUUACAUUUUAUGUUGACGUGCCGAAGAAAGAGCGAAUUCGUACAAAAUUGAUUCUACCACCUGAUCUUGGUCAUUUCCUUAAACUAAAAAACCAUGAGUACCUACGGUUGUGUGGCACAUCAAACACUAUCACUAUUUGCAAAUUGCUCUUCGAAGAGGAUGCUGAAAGUAAUGCAACAACUGUGAUCAUAGGUCGAGGAUGGAGGCCAUUUUGCUUGACAAACCGUAUAUAUCCAGAUAGCAUACUACAAUUUAUGUGUGACUCAAUCAUGGCUAAAAACAUUGUCUCCGUUUGCAAAGUUUCGAGACGUUAUUAA
Molecule: messenger RNA, 741 nt
Organism: Medicago truncatula (barrel medic)
Lineage: Eukaryota; Viridiplantae; Streptophyta; Magnoliopsida; Fabales; Fabaceae
Exons: 3
Coding region: 1-741 (246 amino acids)
Source: RefSeq, a predicted model, not a curated record